UAUAACCAUAUAAUCACAUCAUUUCAUUUUUUUGUGUUUUUCUUCAAUUGUGUGGAUCUGAUUGAAACAAUUGGGUAUUUGGUCUCUUUCUCUAUAUAUUCUUCCGACACUGAGAUCAGGUCUUUUGGUUGGCAAUCAAAUACUUUUCAACACUUGAAUAGUCUUUACUUUUGGCAAUACUAUUGCAAACACUUAGACUUUUUUGAAAUCAAUUUUUUUGUCAAAAUGGAUGCAUCAGAAAAUAAUCAGAAGAACAGCAAUAAUACUCUCAACGAUUGGUUUAGCAAUCCGUUUGAAAGAGUGAACCACUCGACCAACUUUGAGGACUAUGCCUGUGCUCCGGAUGAUAACAACUAUUUAAAUACAAACAGUACUUCUUAUGUCAAAAAAGCUACCAUUCCUUCAAUAAAUAAAGAAAUGGGCUCAACAUCCUUAAAAUUGACAAACAAAGCAAAUGUUUGGAAUUAUUUGAGUGAUCCGAGAGAUCAUAGUUCGUCAGCUGAAGUGACGCCAUCGGGAUCUCCUCAGAACUCUCCGUAUUCUAUAAGGAAAUCAAUGGAAGGCAAGAAAGUGUCGAAGAAUGGCACAAAUGAGUUGUCCUUAAAUAACUCCAAGCGUUGGUUUUAUUCGGGUUUCUUUAACACCGAUCUAAAGGCAGGUCUAGAAGAUAAACCAAUGACCAAAACUUCAAGUUUCAAAAAUCUUUGCGUUUCUAACUUUGACAUCAAUGCUGUCGGUCCCACUUCAUGGUAGUCAUCCCUCCCUAUCCAUACUAUCACAUACUAACUCAGCAUUAAUAUCUCAAAAAUUUCUAAUUUAAUUUAAAUUAUUUAUACAUCAUAUGAGAGCCAAACAAAUUAGUUUUAUAUUACAUAUAAUUAUUUUGUUUGAUUUAUAUGUGAAUACAUUCCAAAAGCAAUCAUUGGUUUACUUGAAAUAUCAAACUAACAAUAAUUUAAUAGUAAAAAAAUUCAAUAUUUAUAAUAAUCUCAAAUUUUGAUUAACAAAUCAGUAUUUUAUUAAUAAUAUUCACACCUGUUAUCAAUAAAAUCAUAUAUUUUUAAAGUUUUUCAUUUUUCACUUUUUAAAAUUUAUUUUCCUUUCAAUGUUAAACUAUUUAAUAAUUAAUAAAUAUCUAUUGUGCAAAAUAGUCAAAAAAAAAAAU
Molecule: messenger RNA, 1165 nt
Organism: Oppia nitens
Lineage: Eukaryota; Metazoa; Arthropoda; Arachnida; Sarcoptiformes; Oppiidae
Exons: 4
Coding region: 226-753 (175 amino acids)
Source: RefSeq, a predicted model, not a curated record